This is a messenger RNA of Bombyx mori (domestic silkworm), 4582 nucleotides long. It is a transcript of the gene qua, whose product is annotated as villin-like protein quail. Gene Ontology annotation, cellular component: actin cytoskeleton; cytoplasm. Bases 181 to 2754 code for a protein of 857 amino acids. Lineage: Eukaryota; Metazoa; Arthropoda; Insecta; Lepidoptera; Bombycidae. Gene Ontology annotation, biological process: cytoskeleton organization; barbed-end actin filament capping; actin polymerization or depolymerization. The record is from RefSeq and is a predicted model, not a curated record. Gene Ontology annotation, molecular function: actin filament binding; phosphatidylinositol-4,5-bisphosphate binding. The transcript is spliced from 16 exons.
UCUCCAAUGCUCUGUGUGCAGUUGUGUGUAUUGUGUAGUGGUUAUAGUUAGUCCGCGAGGAGUCUGUAACCGUUGCGGUCGUCUUGCAAACUUAACUGUGUUCUUGCGCCGAAACGCAGUACGAACCGACCGAGUAGCGCGGUGAUGGGACAAGCCCGAUCAUAGUCAACAAAACCGAAAAUGCAUAUUCUGGAAAUCGGAGCCGAUCAAGAAGAAGAUGGUGGGAGUACGCGAGUUGUGGACGCAGCCUUCCGGACUGUACCACGAGACCACACAACAUUUCUCGUGUGGAAAGUUACGGAAGCCAGCACAGAGCUGUUACCUCGCACACACUAUGGGACAUUCUAUGACGCUGAAGCAUACUUGGUUUACUCGGCGUCUCUUCUCUGCCAUCCGGCUGGGCCGGACGUCAUACGUCGAGAGAUUAAAGAGAGUAAUGGAGAUUAUGCGGAACGCCACAUACACGCCUGGGCUGGAGAACGCUGCGGAAAUCUUGCCGCACUCGCCCUUCGCCGUGGAACACAGCUCGCUACGUAUCUUGGCAUGCCUGUAGUCAUUCAUCGGGAGGCGUCUACCAAGGAAACUCCUCGGCUCCUUUCCUACUUUCGAGACGGUAUAAGGAUCCUUCGUAGCGGAUCGAACUUGAAUGGUGCAGCACGUUUAUACCGUGUUCGUGGUCGUCGACCGCUUCUCGUCCAAUUGGAACCGGUAUCAUGGUCUCAGUUGGCUGCAGACGGUGUAUUCGUUUUAGACACCUCUUCCCUGCUCGUUCUGUGGCUGGGGCGAGCUGCCAAUCUUGUCGAGAAAAUAUUCGGUGCCAAGAUCGCUUACCGUAUGGCCCGAGGAGCUGAUAAAAGUACGUCAGUUCGGCGUAUUGCCAUCGCUCAUGACGGGUACGAGCAAACUUUACCAUCAAACGAUCGCGCCCUACUUGACACCCUGCUAGAAUUGCGAGCACGCUCAGUCCGUCCAGCUUCCCCUCCCCCCGAUCCUCCUCGUACCGCUCGUCUGUACAAGGCGACACAACCUCACAGAGUUACACCUGUCACUGUACCUUCCCUAAGACCAGCAGCGAGGCUCGAAGAAGUCAAACGAGCACCGUUGUUCAGAGAAGACCUCACUGAUGAUGGUGUAUAUAUAGUGGAUAGUGGAAGCCGAGGAGUCUGGGCAUGGAUAGGACCACAAGCGACAGGUCCUGGUAAGCGUGGUGCUUUGGCAGCUGCCCGCGGCCUUGCUCGUGCUAAGCGCCACACCGGCGCAGUAUGUGUGACCACAGCUGGACGAGAACCAUUAGAAUUUGCUUCUCUAUUCCGAAAUUGGCGCUGGUGUGACGCUCGACGGGAUAUCAGAGUUCGUGCAGCCCGCUCGGCAACUACAAAGCUGGACGCGGUUAACCUCGCCACUAACGCUUGGCUUGCUGCUGAGGCACAACUACCUGACGAUGGAUCGGGUUCUCUACGUGUGUGGCGCGUCCGAAGAUGCGGUGUAGAUGAAGACGCGGAGAAAGAGGCAGACGGUGCACUGGCAGAGGUCGAGCGACCACAAGCAGCUGCCUUUUACGAUAGAGACUGUUACAUUGUACUGUACACAUACCAUUCUCCUAACGGAGACCAAACGAUGAUUUACUACUGGAUGGGUGGCUCUGCGCCAAAUGAUCUGAGGAAUUUGGGUGCAAAAGAAGCCAAAGACCUCUAUAUAAAGCUAGGCCGUCUUCCUGUCCAGGCCUGGGUGUACCAAGGAAAAGAGCCAGCGCAUUUUCUACAAAUAUUCAAAGGUCGAAUGAUUACAUACGUCGGUAGUGCAACCGAUUAUGACCCGAGCGGUCGUCGAGUGAUUCCGCCUAGCCGUGUGCUGAUCCUAGUGUCGGGUCAGUACGCGCGUGAGGCCCGCGGUACUGAGGUGCGGGGGGCGGUGAGGGGCGCGGGGCGGGGCGCGUGCUGCGUGCUGCGGGACGGAGCGCGCGUGUGGGUCUGGUGCGCCGCCUCCGCCACCGGAGACGAACGGGAGGUCGCUAAGAACAUGGCCGCCGUUGAACAUACCCUCGUCAUGCAGGGUAAAGAAAAGUCCGACUUUUGGGCAGCCUUGGGCGAUCGACGUCAUUUGUUAGUUCCGUCUGCAGUGAAAGAAAUAGAGCGCCCCCUCCCGCCCCGCCUAUUUUACGUCUCCAUAGGAGCACCAGGACAGUAUUCGUUUGAAGAGAUAGUCUCGUUCAGCCAGUACGACUUGAUGCCGGAGAUGGUGGGCAUCGUUGACGGGCACUGCGCGUUGUUCGUCUGGCUCGGAGCUCAUUGUUGCCCGCGGGCAAAAGACGACGCUAGAUCGAUAGCCCUUGCUUAUCUUGCACAUGAUCCUGCUGCACGAGAUAUGGAAACGCCUAUAAUCACAGUGAACCAAGGUCGCGAACCCCCACACUUUACGGGUUUCUUCCCACACUGGAAACAGUCCAUGUGGAAAGGUCAUAAAACGUUCAGCGCUAUAGUCAGCGCGUUGGAAGGCAAAGCCAUCGUCCAGCGCGGUAACAUCUCUAUACCUAAUGGUAACAGCACGAAUCGGUUCGAUCAGUAUGAGAAGUACCCAUUGGGACUGCUGCGAGGACCCAAAGAACAUCAACCCCCCGACGUUGACCCACUUGUGAAGGAGUUGUACCUAACUCACGAUGACUUCGUAGCAACAUUUGGCAUGCCCUACAGCGAAUUCCGAACACUGCCUGGAUGGAAGCAGAAGGAUCUAAAGAAAGCUGUUGGCUUAUUUUAAAUAUCCCAACUAAUUCAAUUUUAAAUAUCGUUUCUGACUAUAAUCUAGUUCCAAGUUAGAAAUGCUUCAUUUCGCUUGUAAUGUAUCUUCGCGCCCUUCUGCUAAAGGUUAGAAGGGUGAAUUUAGAAGAAUACUAAUAAGAAGUCAUUUUUAUUUAUUUAAAUCUAAGUUAUAAUCUCGCAUUCAUUUUAGAUUUUCCUUACAAUGAACGCGAUGUAAACGCGAGAUUGCUUUAGUUUUUCUUUAAUAAUAUCUACGUCUCGUGAACCACAGCAAACCUCCAAUUUUCCAAACAAUUUUCAUUAAAUAUUUUAUCAAUUUUUAAUUUUGCGGUAGGCAGCGGCUUGGCUUUGCCCUUGGCAUUGCUGAAGUCCAUGGGCGACGGUAACCACUCACCAUCAGGUGGGCUCGUCUACUUACAAGGGCGAUAAUUUUUUUUUUUUAAAAGAUUCCUAUCACAUACAACACACAGUUUACAAAUUAUUAGGCACUAUAACCACCGCUUGCUAUUAGGACGUGACGCUAUGGGAUCUAAUUUAUUCCAAUAUUACCUUUUAUCUUUCAGGGGUUGUUUAACAUAUUGUUUAUAAGAUCAUCCAAUAAUCAUAUUAUCAUUAAAUAAAUAUUAUUAAAGGCAUUACAGAAAAUUUUAUAUAAUUAUCUAAUUUUAUUGUAUGUUAUACAUACUCGUUUUAGUAAUUUUAACAAAAUCAAAUUACAAUCUUUUUUUUAAUAUUUUUAAUUACUGAUUGCAAACUUCAUUGUAAUGAACAGCACGUUAUAGAAUGUACAAUUUCUUCAACACGUUUUAAUUUAUUCGAAUAUUACUGUAACGACAACAAAUGUAUUGUUUAAAUAUUUAUUUUUCCUAAAACUACCUACGCAUUGAGAAUGUAAACAUUUAUUAUAAUAUAUAUAUACAGUCAAAACCGUUUACUGCGACAUCGUUUAAUACAACAUGCCGGUUAUAAUAACCUAGAACAAAGGUCCCGGCUGAAUGCCAUAUGACCGCCUUAUUAAAAAUAUUGCUUUCUACGACAUUGGUAAUAACGACAUACCUCAUAAAACGACCACAUUUAACUAAUAUUUCGGAGAAUUAGAUCUGUUAGAACGACCGGCUAAGCUGUAUUGUAAACAAUUUGAAUAGGUAUCCACAUUUGUCUUCAAUGGCUUUUAAAAUCAGGAAAGAAAACAAUAGGAUUUAGUUUAGUGUAGGGUCUUUCCUAAUUCUUAGAAACAAAACACGUGCAUGCGGUAGUCAAAGCCCGCUUCUUCAUAUCUCUUCAGUUAGUUUGUUUCAUAUCUAUACACAAGACACCAAAACUUUGUGGAGUUAUUCGUGAAACUUUCAAAAUGUCGCAAAGAAACAGAAAACAAAUUAAUAUUGAUGAAAAAUCGCGUAUUAUAUCCAAGCUAGAGGGCGGAAUUUCAAACAAAGACUUAACAAAGGAAUAUGGUGUAUCACACUCGACAAUUUUAACCAUUUGGAAAGAGCGAUGACGAUACAUUAAUUAAAAUCCAACGUGAAUUACAAAAAAUUGAAUAAAUAUAUUUUUCCAAUAAUUGCCUAUCGAUUUGUUUCUGCUUGCACGAUACACAUUAAGCAUCACCGGUUGUUACGACUAUCGGUUUUUACGACUGAAUAUGAGCAGUCCCUUCGAUGUCGUUAUAACCGAUUUUUACUGUAUAUAUCUUUAUAUAAUAUCUUUAAAAUAAUCUUCUAUGAAUAUUUUUUGCAAUCGCAUUGUAUUAGAAUAAAUAAUUCAUUACUUAAUAUGAUUAUGUAAUAAAUGAAAAUGUUGAAAAUUAAACAAUUAUGUUUUUUAAA